AUGGAUGCAACAUCGCACGCUUUUCUAGGCGCGUGCCCCUUUCGAAGCCACGAGAACCCGUACGAACAGACGAAGACCAUCUGGUCCAACUGGGCGGGGCAGAAGUCGGAGACCGUCGCGGAUCCGCUCCCUUUGACGUGUUCGCAACCGAUUCCCUUGGCGCUUCUCCAGCAGUGGAAGUAUUACUUUGCUUUCUGCAGUGGCAUUGUAGCCCAAAAAGUGGAUUGGCGUGACGUGUUUGUUUACAUGAGUGAUGCCUCACCAGCUGCAACGUUGCCUCUCUCGCUUGACUCCUCCAGCGCGGCCACGGCAGCAAUGAUGGAAGGGGCCGCAGACCAUGUUAGGUGUGAUAAGAAAAACCCAUUGUCCGCGACAGCGUCUGCGUGCCGACGUUCUGUGAUGUUUUUAAUGAAUAAACUAGCGGGCGAUUGUGAAAGACGUUUUGGAGCAUGUGCAUUGCGUUUCCAUCAUCAAUGGCUUCUGCGAUGGACCAAAAUGUUGGCGCAGUGCAUCACUUGGCGUUUGUCCCAUGUCUCCAAGAAAGGAGAGUCCGUGCCACUGAAGGAACUGCGGUGCUAUCGCUUUGUUUUUGCUUCCAGAGCAAAGGAGGUUCUUGGGGCAGAGGCUUACGUCCGGGUACUACUUGAACACUUGGAAGCGGAGGAGAAGAAGGAACUACAGAAUUCAUGCAGUGCUGAAGAUGUUGCCAGUCUCUCUCUUACCCAGACUGCUGCCUUAACUUUAACACUUACUAUGACGUUCACGCCUCUGCGUGUUACUUUUCUUUCACUAGCGCAGUGUUUUCCUGCCCUGUCGGCACGUGCCCUGGAGUCACUCUGGGCAGACGAUUUAUGCAUUCCAUGCAAUGUUUUGAAUCCACACCGUAUGCCGGAGCAGGUACGUCGCCGUGUGGUGGCGUCUUUAAAUGAUACACAUGGUGAUAUUGACGGCAAGUCCGCUUUAGCUGGAAGUGGUGGUUGCCGAAUACACUCCGCCACAUUGGGGGUAGUCUUGGAAGAUGGCAAUCCGGUGAGGAGGGGAAGUGGGACAAAUCCCAUCUUGGGGAUUGUUGCGCCUGAAGCUGGGCCUCUGCAAUUGGUGAAGCCCCACCAGUUGCCUAGCGUGGUAUAUUUACUUGAAACUGUCGGAUAUGUGAUGCUGACAAAGCUACGUUGUUCUUUGGUGGAGAAGUGUUACUACGCACUUCCCUUCCUUGCCGAUUUUGUCGCCCUGGGAGCACUACUUAAAAAGGCACUGCUUUCCCUUGCAGGGCCCUCGGCAGCUUCGGCUUCAACACUCUCCCAAGCAGGGAGCUUCACCGAGGCAUUAAGCAUGGGCUUGACGCCGAUGCUACUUCAAGCUCUAUUAGAAGCCACAGAGGAUUUGUACGCCAGGGCAGUGGAUGGCAUUCUCAAUGGCUAUUCAAGCAAGACGAUGAAGCAUGUCGUGGAAUUUUGUGGUCGCAGCGGAACCGACGUAGUGUCUCGAGCGGUAGUGGGCGUUCUGGAGAGAGUUGUGGAGCCGACCCUCGAGGUCUUGCUUCUCCUUUUUGGCCAUGAUUUCUCGUCAAAAGAUGACUGGCACCUUGUCGACUUCGUUGUUAACAUGCUUAAGGCCGUGCUGAAUGAAAAGAUGGAGGAGAUGGGAAGCCGGUGCAGGAGUGCCCCUCUUGCCUCGCUGCAGUGUCAUGCGGAUCAUGCCUUGCUGAUUAACUACAUCGACGAGCACCCCUUGCUACAACAACGUGCCUCCGUAAUGUAA
This is a messenger RNA of Trypanosoma conorhini, 1761 nucleotides long. RefSeq lists its product as uncharacterized. NCBI's taxonomy places the organism in Eukaryota, Euglenozoa, Kinetoplastea, Trypanosomatida, Trypanosomatidae. The coding region runs from base 1 to 1761 and encodes 586 amino acids. The record is from RefSeq and is a predicted model, not a curated record. The transcript has a single exon.